Molecule: messenger RNA, 2505 nt
Organism: Didymosphaeria variabile
Lineage: Eukaryota; Fungi; Ascomycota; Dothideomycetes; Pleosporales; Didymosphaeriaceae
Exons: 7
Coding region: 1-2505 (834 amino acids)
Biological process (GO): regulation of DNA-templated transcription
Molecular function (GO): zinc ion binding; oxidoreductase activity; DNA-binding transcription factor activity, RNA polymerase II-specific
Source: RefSeq, a predicted model, not a curated record
AUGGCCGCGCCUCAGGUGUGCCUUACCUGCAAGGGUAGGAAGAAGAAAUGCGACAAGCGACUACCGCGAUGCGGUUACUGUGAGCAGAAUAACAAAGCGUGCUUCUACGAUUACGGUGGAACACCAGACUCGUCAUCACCGACGCUGGCCACUGAAAGCACCGUGGCAUACACACUGCCCCAGACCAAGCCGACAGUCUCUAUUGGAUCAAUCCACGACUCCAAGUUUCUUGACGCGACAAUACCACAAGAAGUGCUACAAAUCAUUGAGGCGACUCAGCAGUCAAUCGAGGACAUCACCGCACGAUAUUUCAAUGGUCUUUAUCUAUGGGUUCCCUUCCUGUGCCCGGAUCGCUUCAGCAAAGAUCUCUUCCAGUUCCGUGCCGCGCCCACGGCCGAGUUCUCCCUGCUUCUUCUUUGCAUGUGUUUAGUCACCUACGAUCCGGCGCAAGCUAUUCAACCCGAGGUUGAACAAGCUGCACUCUACUUCCACGCCAAGACGCUCUUUAACCAGAUUCAAAUACUGCGCUAUCCUGCGGUCCACCCAAUUCAAGCUGGCUUGCUGAUAUCCGUCUAUGAAUAUGCUCAUGGACGGCCCGACAUCGCCCUUGCGACCGUCGAUCAUUGUGCACGUAUGGCAUAUCGAAUCGGUAUGAACAAGAAGCCUACGCGUCUAGGUUGGAACGAAGGCUGGAACACGUGGUGGGCCAUUGUCAUCUUUGAAAGAAUCUUCUACUGUGAAUCCACCUUUACAGAGAUUCCUAUGGUCACUACCGCUCCAGACGACACGGACCUACUCCCUCAUGAAGUCGGCGACUUCGAUCUGGAACUAGGCCUGAACCCAGGCUGUCGAGUUGCUCCAGUCAGUCAAGUAGGAAUAGGUUGCCUAGGCCGCACAGCACAGGCAGCAUACUUGCUUGAUCGGGUAAUCCAGACAAUACGAGCUAUUGCCAUCACUACGGCCGACCAGAUAGCCAACCUAAUAUACCUGGACGGUGAACUUCAACGGCUACUGUCGGUGGCAAUGAACAAAUGCCACGGCGAGCGUGGAGGACAUUGUGGCGCUGUGGGCGCGUCGAUCAGAGCUCUGUCCAUGCUCCACCAACACAUUCUUCAUCUCGAAGCGACUGCGACGAAUUCGAAGUGGCGAGACCAUUCGCAAGCCGCACUUGACACAGUAGCCCAAAUGGUCGUGGACAUCUCUCGAAGUCAUUACGGAAUUUCCUACGCGCAGGUUGACAUCAUCUCUCCGGUCUGCAACUACAUACUUCGGCAUACCUUGGAGCAUAUUUACGAGAAACGUUACGCGGACAGCAAAGCUUGGUUCGAGGACUCUGAUGCCCUAAGAGAAUCUCUGGCAAAAUUAGAUCGUCGUUGGUCGUUCGAUAAGGGUACCUUCUCAAGCACCGAAAGGAAGACUUCCGUGACAUCAAUCGACCGCCGCACCAAGUCCGAUGCGCACCACGAAGUCCGCCCACGCAUUGUCCAGCUAUCGGAUAAAUGUAACUGCACGGUUAAGAACAUGGGAAAGCGGAGAUCUUGGGACGAACUUGACGAGACAACUCGGCUCGACUACAUUCGUGCUGUAAAUUGCUUGGCUGCAAAGCCGGCCCUGACCGACAAGAACCUCGCGCCUGGUGCCGUGAAUCGGCUCGACGAUUUCACCUACAUCCAUAUCAAUCAGACUAAUAUCAUCCAUGGCUCGGGAUACCUCCUCCCUUGGCACCGCAUGUUCCUUUGGCAGUUCGAACAAGCAAUGCGCAAUGAGUGUGGCUACAAGGGCUACCUCCCCUACUGGGACAAUGCCCGCUUCAGCGAAGACCCCCUUAAUUCAGCCGUGUGGUCUGGGUCCGAAUAUGGCUUCGGCGGCAACGGUAUCGAUCUCCACCUUAAACCCCAAACUUUUGUGUUUCCUGGCCUUACGAAACCAUUUAAACUUCCUAUGCCCGGUGGGACUGGCGGUGGUUGCGUUACAGAUGGCCCCUUUACCAACUUCACCAUCAGCCUUGGUCCAGUCGUAAAGCCCUUCAUCGAUAAAAACAACACUUACGGCUAUGAGCCCAACCCGCGCUGCCUAUCUCGCAACUUCGACCCAACCUCUAGCAAGGGUGUGCUCACAUGGGCCAACGCUACGACGAUAGUGUCCAGUCACAAUAUUGCACAACUGAGAGGCACCGUCGAAGGACUGUGGCACAAAAAUUCCCACACAUACAUCGGUGGCGAGGGCGCGGAUCCCUUCAGCACAACUAACGAUCCGGCCUUCUAUCUCUUACACACGCAGAUCGACCGGCUAUGGGGAAUCUGGCAGGGCCAGGACUUGAAGAACCGCGAGUAUGCGAUUGAUGGUAACAGGACGUUCUUGGGUAUUCCACUUGACUACGCACCGGAUGUGCCACCAAGUCUGGCUACGAUUGACGAUGCGAUGGAUAUGGGACUAGGCUUUAAGCCUAAGACGAAGGAGGGUAUGCCGAUGACCAAGGGAGGCUUCUGCUACAUUUACGAGUAG